GCUUCCGGGGACUGUAGCUGGAGCGGAGGAAGAGCGGGAUCAGCUGAACAACAGAAGAAAUGAAAAUAUUCUCCUGAAAUUCAUCACCAACAACCAGGAUAUUUAACUAAGAGCAAUGUUAAACUGCUGAAAGAGGUGAAGCAGAAGCCGCCCUGAAGAAUCUCCAGAACACACAGAAAUUGUUGCAUUUAACAGACAAAUGAAGCCAAGUCCCGACAUGGAGAAACAUCAGGACAAGAGUUUAAUUAAACAGAGUGAUCUCAAAAACAACCAGCGCAUUCACACAGGAGAGAAACCGUAUCACUGCUCAGACUGUGGGAAGAGUUUUACUAAACAGAGUGAUCUCAAAAAACACCAGCGCAUUCACACAGGAGAGAAACCGUAUUACUGCGCAGACUGUGGGAAGAGUUUUACUGAACAGAGUAAUCUCAAAAUCCACCUGCGCAUUCACACAGGAGAGAAACCGUAUCACUGCUCAGACUGUGGGAAGAGUUUUAGACAACAGAGUCACCUCAAACUGCACCAGCGCAUUCACACAGGAGAGAAACCUUAUCACUGCUCAGACUGUGGGAAGUGUUUUACUACACAGAGUAGUCUCAAAAAACACCAGCGCAUUCACACAGGAGAGAAACCGUAUUACUGCUCAGACUGUGGGAAGAGUUUUACUCAACAGAGUACUCUCAAAAUCCACCAGCGCAUUCACACAGGAGAGAAACCGUAUUACUGCUCAGACUGUGGGAAGAAUUUUACUGAACAGAGAAAUCUCAAAAUACACCAGCGCAUUCACACAGGAGAGAAACCGUAUCACUGCUCAGACUGUGGGAAGAGUUUUACUGAACAGAGAAAUCUCAAAAAACACCAGCGCAUUCACACAGGAGAGAAACCGUAUCACUGCUCAGACUGUAGAAAGAGUUUUAGUCGACAGUGUAAUCUUCAAAAUCAUCAGCGCAUUCACACAGGAGAGAAACCGUAUUACUGCUCAGACUGUGGGAAGAAUUUUACUGAACAGAGUACUCUCAAACUGCAUCAGCGCAUUCACACAGGAGAAAAACCGUAUCACUGCUCAGACUGUGGGAAGUGUUUUAAUCAAAAGAGUCAUCUCAAAAAACACCAGCGCAUUCACACAGGAGAGAAACCGUAUCACUGCUCAGACUGUGGGAAGUGUUUUAAUCAAAAGAGUCAUCUCAAAAAACACCAGCGCAUUCACACAGGAGAGAAACUGUAUCACUGCUCAGACUGUGGGAAGUGUUUUAAUCAAAAGAGUCAUCUCAAAAACCACCAGCGCAUUCACACAGGAGAGAAAACGAUCCCAAAAUUGUCCCACGGCAAUUAAAAGUGCGAAUCGUAAAUCUUUCAGACAGAACAGCUUAUUCUACACAAAUGUUUCACUUUGUCACUUGGGACACGUUCCACCAGAAACAAACAUGAAUUGAAUUUAACAAUGGAUUUUACAGGUUCAGCAAAAUAAAACUUAUCCAGGGAUGAUGUUUAUUGAAUUCCAUGUUAUGUUUUCUCGUAUGUUUGAUAUUCCAGGACAUUCUUUGUGAGACAGAGUUUUUAGGGUAGUUACGGUAGGAAUUCAGUUCUGAAGAGGGGAAGGUCGUUCGAGCGAGGGCACUGCCAGUGUUUGCACUAGAUGUUAGAUUAGCAUAACUUAGUCUUUAAAAUUUAGAUGUCAUAGUUGUUAGGAGUAGAGUAGGAUUCUUAGCCUGAUUUGAAUGCUUUUAAUCUCUUUUCUAGCUUAUGCAGGUUUGAUUAUUUCUAUUGUAAUGGAAUGCUAUGGUAUUAAAUGAUUCUUAAUGUUAAGGUUUUUGCAAUUGUGCAAUAACAUCUAGUUUUGAACAAAUGCUAAAGUCUGUUAAUGGGGGAGGGUUAACACAGCAGGGAUCCAAAGGUUUGGUUUUGGUGGGGGGCUGGGAGAGCAGAUAAGAGGUAUGAGGGUGCAGCUGGGGGGCAAGUAGAUUCUCCAUGUGAGCACACGUCUGACUUCAAUAAAACCUGUGCUACUCACUUCGA
This is a messenger RNA of Astyanax mexicanus (Mexican tetra), 2016 nucleotides long. RefSeq names its product zinc finger protein 239-like. The transcript is spliced from 2 exons. The record is from RefSeq and is a predicted model, not a curated record. NCBI's taxonomy places the organism in Eukaryota, Metazoa, Chordata, Actinopteri, Characiformes, Acestrorhamphidae. The coding region runs from base 200 to 1333 and encodes 377 amino acids.